AUGGCUCUACAAACCAGUGGCUCCCUCUGUCUGUUGAUUUUACUGAGCGUAGUCGGUACUAUAUCAGCAAAUGUAGAGACAAUAGCCAAAAGCACAAAGAUUCUUUACUACCUGAUCAACCAUAACCCUGGUGGAUCCUAUUAUUCGGCAAUAAUUCUCACGAACACUGGACCUACACCAAUCGACCAAAGCGGUGGCUGGAAUCUUUAUGUUUGUCACGAAAAUCUCAUAGAAUUCAAACGUUUCAACAGCGACACUGGGGAAUACGACUUUCCUACCAUACGAGGAGGUUUCUCACUUUCACAUGUUCAAGGAUGCAUGUACCGAUUUACCCCAGAUUCAGAUACAUUUGGAACUAUCGACCCUGGAAAAAGCAGAUAUAUAACGUUUUUAACUUCGGCCUCUAUAGCAGGUAAAUACGAUAUAUAUCCAAAUUUCUACUUAGCUAACGACACACAUUCGGCGAUCAUACAAAAUACGAAAAAGGACAUAAAUCGAGAUCGUGUUGGACCAUUCCAAAACCUAUUUCAAUACACGAGAAAUCCACCACGAGAUCCUGAGCUACCGGUGUCAUUGUCGAGACGUUACGCUUCUCUGUUUAACACUACCUACCCAAAACCAACACCGGGAGACAUCAUUCCCACUCCCCGACAGAAGUACGAAUCAGCUCAGAGGAAAGUAUACAUGAACUCGACUUGGAAAAUUGAUUCCCGAAAUGAUGAUCGACUGUCUGGACUGAUGAUUUACUUCACAAGUACCUUGGAUAUGACUGAAACUCCAAAACCAUUACUGCAUAAUGUAAUACUGGUCCAGCUGAAGGAUGCUCCGCCUAUUGAGAACGCUGACGAGUGGUAUAACAUCACGAUCAGUGCUGCUCACUCGUAUGUCCAUAUUGUCGGCAGUACAACACACGGAUUACUCAAUGGCUUUCAGACUCUGUUACAUCUCAUCGAAAAGGAAGAACAUCCAACGCUCGGGAGACAACUGGUGGUUCCUGAAAUGAAGGUUGUGGACUCUCCACGAUUUCAAUAUCGAGGACUUCAACUUGAUACGGCAUCUAAUUUUGUCAACAUGACAACGUUACGGAAGUUACUUCAUGUUUUGGCAUUUCUUAAAUUAAACAAACUUCAACUAUUGUUAGCAAACGAUUAUGCUGUUCGGCUGGAGAUAACAACAAUGCCCGAUUUCCACAUGGUGGGUUCGAGAAGAUGCCAUGACGAAACUGAGGAAUCGUGUUUAUUUUCUCAGUUGGGAUCCGAUCCCUCCGGAAAUGGACUUGGCUCGGGAUAUUAUACUGCCCAGGAAUAUAAAGACCUCCUUUCCUUGGCGAAACAACUACACAUUGAAAUUAUUCCAAUGUGGAGUUUUGACAGUAACAUGAGAGCAUCAGAAAUAGCAAUGCGAGCUUACAAUAAAGCUACCAACGACAGCACAAUGGAUUGGAGCUUACCAAAAUUAGAUAAAAUAUCACGUUUGAAGCCAAACCUUUUCAGGAUUGGAAACGUAGACCCAUGUGCACUAGAAACAGAGAGAUUUAUAAGAAAAAUAGUAUCUACCAUAAAAUCAUAUCACACAGCAGCUAACUACCCUCUGAAGACGUUUAGUGUUGGGGGCGAGGACACGGAUGUCGACACCUGGCUUGAUAAAUGUGCUGCAAGGAACAUUUCAAACAAACUGAAACACCCCUAUAUCAGACGGAAGGUUGAGUUUACUCAAAUGCUAUCCAAAAUUGCCGCCGAUAACAACAUUGUCAUCAACGCUUUCGAUAACUUAUUUACAGCCUUUCCCAACAAAUGUCGCGAUCCUGACGAUUGUCCUAAUUGGUUUGUUCCUUUCAACGUCACCAAAUGGUAUCCCAAGACAUUCCAGUUCACUGUCACACACAGAGAUCCAAGAGUCUUGUACCUGACCAGACUACAAAUGCGUUCUUCUAAUGCCACCAACAUAAAACCAGUAGACAGGGAGACAAAAUUGAGGACAUUCCAGAAAAAUGGAUACCAUUCAAUCAUAUCUAUGUUGGACGUACACGAUCUUUCAAUCAAAGAGGAACCUGGUCCAAACCUUUUGGGAGAGAUGCCGUAUGGGAGGACGCCGAUUACACUCGAGGAAGUAUUUGGUACUUGGCCUGAGGCCAUGUGUUGCUCCAGGCAUGCGUGUCUACCAGUGACAGGUCCGGCAGGAUAUAGAUUCUCCCGAGAUCAGCCCCCGCCUGUAUGUAUAGAGGACCCGAAGGAUCCAGGACCAUUGGGUGUGCAGGCCACACUAUCAACAUCGAAGGUUCUAGAUGAAGAACAAUUAUUCCAACUUCUCUUCCCACGUCUAAUUGCCUUUUCGGAGAGAGCUUGGCAUCGCGCUCCUUGGGAAAACACUGUACAGGAACCCAUCAAGAAUAUGACGGAAGCAGAAACUGAGGAAAGGAAGGAUUUCCUGAAAUUUAAAGCUAUUCUUGGCGCCAAAACACUGCCUAAACUUGAUAUGUUCGAGGUCGGCUAUUACCUGGCACCCCCCGGAGCUAUACUGAUGAAUGUCACUGCUGAUCAGAACGACCCGGAUAAGACGCUAUCUUGGCUGACUGACUACCCAGGGUUUACAGCUCAAGUGAAGACAGAUUUUAUGGUGGACUUUGAGGAUAUAAUAGACAGUAAAGUGUACAGGGGGAUGCUGCUUGAAUUCCGGACCAGGAACAACGAUUCAACAAGGUUUAGUAGAGUGGAGAGGAUGUCGACACUGCACCCUGAUCCAUAUGCAAGUGAAUAUAAAGCCAUUAUGAACAACUUUACCAGAAGUCCAGCCCUGACCUUCCCUAUUCAGUUAAUGUUCGGACACUUUGCGGACCCUACAGGACGGUUCUCCUUUGCUAUAACAGAAGACCUCCCCUUAUACUAUGACACGGAUUUCAGAAGAUAUUUUAACCAGACUGGUUUCCAGGCUUUCCAAGAACGCAAGCCGAUGUUGUUAGCACAGCAACAACUACAAAUAGCAAUCGUGGAACAAUACCGAUGGGAAAUGCAACUUAGAAUGCUCGCAUCGUCAAUGGCAGCACGCCAAGGUCAGAAUGCUACAUCUCAAGGUCAAGCACCUAGAAGCCAACCCGAUAUAGAUAGUUUUAGAACUUCCCAAUCAGGAUCAAGACAAGAGAGAAAUAAUCUAACAAUGCAAAAUGAAGCCGUUGUACGUGAAGGAACGAAUGGUCCUAAUCCUCCGCCAGGGUGAAUAAAGAGUGACGAUUUACUUUAUCUACGGCUACCUCAUGUAUACAUCAACUUUGUUAAGUCGUUUAAGACUUGUUCUUCUAUUGCAUUCUUACAACAACCGUAAUGAGGACUAUUCUUCCUAAUUUGACUAACUUCAUUAUGUCCAUCACGACAUUCCACCUUGAUUGAAUAAACGCUUUAUUGACACAUGGCUAAAAGGUUCUCAAAUGAACAAUAUAUUUUCUUUUUCCGUAACAGUAACCUUUAUUUGGAAAUCUGCUGUUUGUGAUUAAAACAUUUAUCCACAUAAGGAAAUCUACAGCUUGUUAAUUAAAACAUUUAUCC
This is a messenger RNA of Pecten maximus, 3539 nucleotides long. Its product is annotated as chitobiase-like. The coding region runs from base 1 to 3213 and encodes 1070 amino acids. Gene Ontology annotation, cellular component: membrane. Gene Ontology annotation, biological process: ganglioside catabolic process; glycosaminoglycan metabolic process; carbohydrate metabolic process. The record is from RefSeq and is a predicted model, not a curated record. The transcript is spliced from 9 exons. Gene Ontology annotation, molecular function: beta-N-acetylhexosaminidase activity; polysaccharide binding. NCBI's taxonomy places the organism in Eukaryota, Metazoa, Mollusca, Bivalvia, Pectinida, Pectinidae.